Triticum turgidum subsp. durum (durum wheat) is the source of this 1545-nucleotide messenger RNA. Lineage: Eukaryota; Viridiplantae; Streptophyta; Magnoliopsida; Poales; Poaceae. The record is from the annotation of a GenBank genome assembly.
AUGGGAUCACACCUUGGAUUCCAGAUCCACAAGACCACAACCAGCAUCCCGCUCACGGACGCACGGUGCACUGGGAUGGGGUCGUUGACCAGCACUGGCCCCGCGCCACCCAGAGCGCGGCCGCACGUCGUGCUUCUGGCCAGCCCCGGCGCCGGCCACCUCAUUCCAAUGGCCGAGCUGGCGCGGCGGCUCGUGGAGCUCCAUGGCUUCGCGGCCACGAUCGUCACCUUCACCAACCUCUCCGGCUCGCCAGGCCAGCUUCUCCCGCGCCUCCCCGCCUCCGUCGCCACCGCCGCGCUCCCCGCCGUCCGGAUGGACGACCUCCCCGCCGACGCCCACGACGGGUUCGUGCUCCUGGAGCUCGUCCGCCGCUCCGUCCCCAACAUCCGCGCCCUCCUCCGCUCCAUCAACGACGGCUCCAGUGCCGCCCCGCUCGCCGCGCUGGUGCCCGACUUCCUCUGCUCCGUGGCGCUGCCCGUCGCCGCCGAGCUCGGCGUCCCGGGGUACCUCUUCAUCCCUAGCAACCUGGCCUUGGUCGCCCUCACGCGCCACAUCCUUGAGCUCCACGAGGACGCCGCCCCGGGCGAGUACCGUGACCUCCCGGUGCCUCUCGAGCUUCUCGGCGGCGUCUCGCUGUGCCGCGAGGACCUCCCCGACGGGUGCGGCAGUUCCAGGCACCCGGGUUACGAACAGGUUGUCGAGUUGGGCCGGAGGAUCCGCGCUGCCGAUGGCAUACUGGUUAACACGUUCUACGAGAUGGAACCUGGCACCGCGGAAGCGUUCAAGCGGCUGGCCGUGCCAGAGCAAGCUGCGGGCGCGUUCCUCUUCCCGCCGGUGUUCCCGGUGGGGCCAUUCGUCCGGGGGCCAGAUCCCGACGAAGCCGCCGUGGGCGCGUCGUCGCCAUGCUUGGAGUGGCUCGACCGUCAGCCGGUCGGUUCUGUGGUGUACGUCGCCUUCGGGAGCGGCGGGGCACUUUCCGUGGAGCAGACGGCCGAGCUCGCGGCUGGUCUCGAGGCGAGCGGCCAAAGAUUUCUUUGGGUCGUGCGGAUGCCAAGAACCGACGGCGCCGACGACGAGGACGAUCCAUUGGCGUGGCUCCCCGAGGGCUUCUUGGGGAGGACGCGAGGCAGGGGCCUGGCCGUCGCGGCGUGGGCGCCUCAGGUGCGCGUGCUGUCCCACCCCGCGACCGCCGUCUUCGUAUCGCACUGCGGGUGGAACUCAAUACUGGAGAGCGUGGGGUGCGGCGUGCCCAUGCUCGCGUGGCCGCUGUAUGCAAAGCAGAGCAUGAACGCCGUCAUUCUGGAAGAGAGGCUUGGAGUGGCAUUGCGAGUGGCGCCGGACGUCGGAUGCUUGGUGACCCGCCAUGAGAUCGCCACCGUCGUGAAGGAGCUCGUGGAGGGGGAUCAGAAGCUGCGGCGCUGGGCCGAGGACCUGCAGAAAGCGGCAGCACGUGCGUGGUCGCCGGAGGGGCCGUCGCGCCGUGCGCUCGAGGAGGUCGCCAUCAAGUGGAAGGCGGCGCUUGGCAAAAAAAAGCAACCCAUGUAG